UAGUUACGUCGUACGAGAUGCCUCGUAAGAUUUCUAACCUAACUUUAACAAUUAUUUAUUACUACUGUUAAUCCAUUGUCAGUCUCUUACCUGUAAAUUCCUCUUUGCCAUCAAUAUGGCAAUAGAUCUCAUGGUAGUAAGCAAAACAAAGUUCCAUUUUAAAAGAUACAUAUGUAUGAAACUAACGAAUAUUAUGUCGUUGAAUUUAAUAAAAUAAUUGUAAAAGACUAAACACGUGUGUGUGUGUGUGUGUGUGUAUAUAUAUAUAUAUAUGUACAUAUAUAUGCAUAUGUAUACCGUAUAUGUAUAUAUUAUCCUUGGACUCGAUGUAUGUAUCAGCUCAGAAUGGUUUCGCGUAAAAAGAACGACAGUCAAUCCAAUAUUUUAUUGCCGAUUUUAGUAAGUGCCUGUGCUAUUCCUAUAUCAAUGUUGUUUUGGUCGAUAAACGUCCUUUAUUCAACCUUCUCGUCGGAAUCUAAAGGUUAUAACGAGGAAUCAUUACAAAUGAUAUCACCAUGGAGAUGGUUGGCAGCUAUAAUAAUUCCAAUAACAUUUGUUUUUUGGGGCCUAAAGAAGAAAAGCUUAGAUAUAUCUGGAGCUAUAUUUGGACUGUUCGUGGGUUUCAUAUUGACGCUCACUAGUUUUAGUCAUUUAAUAUGUUUAAUAAUAUUUUUCAUUACUGGAUCAAAAGCAACCAAAUUUCGUUGUAACUUGAAAAAGGUACAAGAGAAAGGAUAUAAGGAAGGUGGACAGAGAACAUGGAUUCAAGUAUUGUGCAAUGGUGGAAUGCCUACUCAAUUAGCUUUGUUAUAUCUUUUGGAUGUUGGAUGUGGAGAACAUCCUAUUGAUUUUGAUAAGAAUUACAGAAGUUCAUGGUUAUCAAUAGGAAUAUUAGCGGCUUUUGCUUGUUGCAAUGGUGAUACAUGGGCUUCUGAAUUUGGUACAGUAUUGGGUAGUGGUGAUCCAUUUCUUAUCACAACAAGAAAACGAGUACCACGUGGAACGAACGGCGGCGUAUCAUGGAUAGGUCUAUUGUUUUCUGCUCUUGGCGGAAUAAGUAUAGGUUUGGGCUUUUUCUUCACUACAUUGUACGCUGUAGAUACAGCAACACUAGAGUUAGCAGCACCGCAAUGGCCUAUUAUUAUCAUAGGUGGAAUAGCAGGACUGUGUGGUAGUCUUUUAGAUUCUAUAUUAGGGGCAACAUUACAAUAUUCAGGUAUAGAUAAAGAGGGAUUGAUAGUUCAACAUCCAGGGAAAGGAGUGAAACAUAUCAGUGGUAGACAGAUAUUAGAUAAUCAUAGUGUUAAUCUCUUAUCAUCGAUUAUUAUCGCUCUUACUUUUCCUAAAGUGGCAAAUGUAAUUUGGCCAUGAGAUAGAUCUUAUAGAAUAAUUGUAUCAUUUAUUUAAUCAUAUGACAUUUUCAAUUUCCUUUAUAUUUUACUAAAUAACUAUAUUUGAA
Molecule: messenger RNA, 1459 nt
Organism: Vespa mandarinia (Asian giant hornet)
Lineage: Eukaryota; Metazoa; Arthropoda; Insecta; Hymenoptera; Vespidae
Product: transmembrane protein 19
Cellular component (GO): membrane
Source: RefSeq, a predicted model, not a curated record